Molecule: messenger RNA, 725 nt
Organism: Balearica regulorum gibbericeps (East African grey crowned-crane)
Lineage: Eukaryota; Metazoa; Chordata; Aves; Gruiformes; Gruidae
Source: RefSeq, a predicted model, not a curated record
UGAUUUAUUUCAUCACUCUAUUUGGAAAUAUUGUGAUCAUGAUUGUGAUAAGUACUGAUCCUCACCUUCACUCCCCUAUGUACUUUUUCCUUUUUCACUUAGCUCUCACAGACAUCUGUUAUGCCACCACCAUUGUUCCUUAUAUGCUGGUGAAUUUCCUAGCCAAGCAGAAAACCAUUGACUUCAGUGCUUGUAUUAUCCAGAUGUCCUUAAUCCUCCUCUCAGCUGGCAGUGAAAUUUUCAUGCUCUCAGCUAUGGCAUAUGACCGAUACGUUGCCAUCUGUAAACCACUACACUACCAAGAGGUUAUGAACAAACUUGUCUGCAGCCAGCUGGUGGGGGCUUGUGGUAGGACCUUCCUCAAUAAAUUUGUUCUUCUGUCUUCUGCUGUGAUCUUUGGGUCAAGCUCCUUUCUGCUCACUCUCAUCUCUUACAUGUAUAUCAUCGCCACUGUCCUGAAGAUACAGUCUGCAAAAGGGAGGCGCAAAGCUUUCUCCACUUGCAGCUCCCACCUCAUUGUUGUGGUUUUGCUAUACACAACCGCUCUGUUCCAGUACACAAAACCCAAUUCAGUCUCAUCAUUAAUUCCAGAUCAACUGUUUUCCAUCCAGUACAGCAUUUUAACCCCCAUGCUAAAUCCCAUCAUCUACAGCCUGAAAAAUAAUGAUGUGAAAACAGCUUUGGGCAGAAUGUUAGGGAAAAUUCAAGUUUCACAAUCAGUGUAA